CGCCAAACAUUCCCCUAAAUCCUUCAUAAUUCAGAUAGGUAAAGUUUGGCGGCGAAACUAUAUUUUAGAGCACCUCCAUCAAUAGGAUGGAAGUGGGUAUCUAUCAGAUAAUACAUUAUAAAAAAGAAAAGUGGAAAGUAAGAGAGUAAUGCCGUAUGAGUGCAGAGAACUGAUUUGAAUCUUUUUACAUUCUUAUUUUAAGUGGCAGGUUCUCAUUUGUUUAAUUUAUUAUAAUUUUUUUAAUAAUUAUUUACUAAAAGUGUAUUAGAUAACGAUAUAAACACAAGAUAAGAACUCUUAUGGGUUUCUUAAUUAACCAAUAAGCCUGCUCUUAUUUGCUCUAAUAUUGCAAAUGCAUAUGGAAGUAUAAAACUAGGAAUGUCUAAACCGCCAAACAUUCCCCUAAAUCCUUCAUAAUUAAAUGCAUAUGGAAGUAUAGAUAGUAACUUGCUGGCAGCAUUUAUCGCAGCUAUCCAUAGUACCACAUCAACUUCAAUCACCAUAUACACCACACCCUGAAUCUUCUGAUUAUACGGUUGUUAAAAAAGAUAGUCCCAGUUAUUUAUUUAUUUUGUCUGUAUAAGGAAAUUAAUCAAUCAUUAUAAAAUAGUGUUAGGAGAACUACAAAAUGAUUUAAAACAAACAUUUUAACAAGGAUAUUAAGGUAAAUUACAAGGCCGUUGCAUGGAGUUCACGGGAGAGUCAUAUAGAAGCCACCUAACAAAUAUCGUGAAAGCCAAAAGAUAAAACAAAAAAUUAGUUAAUCCAAAAUCAAAUAAACAAUGUAGCCACAUGAAGGAAAUACCGUGCUACAAAUAUAUACUCUUACAGUCAUACGAUGCAAAAAGAAUAUUAAUGACUUUCAGUGGCUCCAAUAAAAGGAGACUAAACAUACAAUGAGAAUUAUUCAAAAAAAAAAAACAGAAAACGAGUAUGCAAAUCCUAUCAAUUCGUGGAUUAACAAAGAAUGGUGAUUAAUUUUUUUUACUUUUGCGUACACUACAACUCAUACACCGAACAAGAGUUGUAGUAGUGUACAUAAAAGUAUAAAAUUAAACAAGAUUUAUAAGCGCCCUGUGUAGUUUUUCACUAUUUCUUGAUGAUAUCUUAAAAGGUUUAACGAAUGUAAUAUGCGCAUUAAUUAAUUUACCGUACUCGUAGCUAAGUACAAAAACAAAAUAUAAAGAGCACCAACAGAGUAGGCAUGCAACAUGUUUGGUCCACCUUAGAAGUCUUUUGAUUUUAUAUAUGCAACGUUAGCUUAAGGCUUAGUUUUAAUAAAUGUUUUUGUCUGAUUUAUUCUUCAGGAUUCUUUCCUUCAUUUUAUAAAUUUAUUUUGCUUUUUGUACUUGUUCGUCUCAUGCAACAAUGAACAAUGGCGUCUUCGAUAUAUUUUAAUGAGAAAGAAGGUCACUCAGAGAGAUCUAUUUGGACGUAUGUAUUUCCUGACAAGUUGCUCAAAAAGAAAAAUGUAUUUGCCAAGUAAAACUGAAACUAACCGUAAUCCCAAUAAAGAAGCCAACGUGUCACUCCCUGACCAAAGUGACCGUCUUCGCAUAUUUAAUAAACGUAACGAAAACGAUUUUGAUUUUCGUGCAUCUUCGUGUACCGUGACAGUAUUGCAAUUGGCAUGUUGGUUAUAGCUAGUAUUUUAGUAGGAAUCAUGUGCCCACGCAAGAUCGUAUUUGAGCAACAGCAGCAAAUAUAAUACCUAAGAAAAUCCUCUAACCAUUGUAAUUUACGUUUACUUAUAGAAAAUAAUACAUUGAAAUUUAUCAAAAUGUUUAUUUACCAACCAUCAAGAUCAACGUUUCAUGUGAUGAUAUUCUUGUCACAGCAAUCUCAUUUUUUUGUUGUUUAUUUAGAUUUGAAGAAUUCGAAAUAUUAGGUAGCCACCAGCGUUAUGGCUGUCAAGAAGAUGAUGUCGAAUCACAUAUAUGUGUGUGUUCAUCACAUGAUACUUUACUAUUUGCAGAAUAAGUAGUAAAUUAGUAUUUAAUUAUAGUAGUUCUGAACAACCAUAAUUAAAAAAAUACACAGUUGCUUAUUCAUUUUUGAGGGUUCUAUUAGGACAAAACAACAACUUCCUUUUUUCCAGCUUACAACAGUUGAAGUGAGCAUUCUUUUGUAUUUAUUCAUUAAUUUUAGUUUUAUCUGAAAGACAAGAAAUUUCAUAAAACUAUGAGCGCACAAGGCUUUUUCUGAAUCCGAAGGUGGUUUACGCUUAUCCGUACGGUACAUGACUGCAUAAUUUUGUAGAAUUAAUACAAUAAUAGCUUGUGGCAUAUUCAGGUUGGGCAUAUUACGAUCCUUUUGGCUAGAGCCAGUCCUUGAUCGAAGUAAAACGAGGCAAAAAAUGUGUAGCUAAUAUCAAUAGAACCUAGUUAAUGUAAUAGAGGUUAUUCAAUCUUAUAUGGAAAUUCAUAAAUGCUUAUAUAACGACAUAAAACAGUUUUCACGCCUAUUGUAACCUAAGACCCGGUCUGGAGCAUACAAAGGAACCGGUCGUUUAAACCAUCACAUUUUAUACAAUAAUUUUAGCUGUAUAUAGAACAUUUAUUUGAGCGUAAGACAUUUAUGAAUCUUUUAGUGUAUAUAUGAGGACGUAAAGAGAAAAGCUUCGGUUACUUUCUGUUUUCUGUUUCUGCUCCUUCCGUUAAUAGCAGCCUUUUUCUUGAAUAGUAAAUGUCUAAAUGAAAUUUAAUCUAGAAUGGAUUCAACAUUAUAUAAAUAAAUAAAUGUAAGAGAAAUGAUGAAAUAAGUACUAAUAAUUGAAGGAGUUGUGAAUACAAAAACAAUGCCCGUGAAGUGGUGCAUGUGAGUGCUAAAAGAGACGUUAUAUUCAGUGCCCCCUUGAUAACAUAUAGACCACUCACGAUUCUCUUUUUUUUAAUCUUCAUAUAUAUAUAUAUAUAUUUUAAAUUGUUAAUAGUACUAAUAAAAUUUCUUAACAAACUUUUGUUUCUACUCCAUAUUCUUUCUUAAAAAUCUAUUUUAAAGAUUUUGAUUAUCCACUUGGAAUUCUUAUAUUAAUCAUCGCGUUUAUUUUUUAUUAGUAAUUUUUUUAUUAAUUUCAGAUAAUGACAAACGCGAUGAUUAAUAUAAAAAUUCUAGGCGUUUAUUUUUUGUAACUUGGAAUUCUUAUAUUAAUCAUCGCGUUUAUUUUUUUAUUAGUAACUUGGCAACUUCUAGGCUCUUGGCCAUACAUACUAUCUACUCUCUAGCAUGGUGUUCUUGAUAAUGACUGUAAAAAUCACAUUCCUAUGUAUUUAGAAAAACAUAUAUUUUUUUCUACAUGGCCUAUUGAACUUGUACACGGGUAAAUUGUGAAACAUAUACGACACUCUUGUCGUGCCAAUACGACAGAUCCAACACAUGCUUCAAUGCUUGUUUCGAUCUAAUUGUAUAUAUCCAAAUAAACAUAAAGCAAGAUCCUAAAACUGAAUAUGCACUUCAUUUCAAGUAUCCCCACUUCAUUUUUUUAUUAACAAGUAUCCCCACUUCAUGGGGCGCAUAUACGUGUGUUUGUAUAUAUGUGAUCAUAUGAAGUAUUGGCUAUCCAUGUUCCCAACCAAAUUAGUCGAGCUUUUGACCAACAAAUACUCUCCAGGUGGCAUUCACAAAGCCCCUGACCAGUAUUUAGUUAUUUACUCAAAAUGCAAUUCAGGUUUUGGCCGUUUGGAACUUUUACCCGCGAAGAAAAAGAAUCUCCGUUUCAAUUAUAACUCACGAGUAGUAACUUUACAUCACUGUCAAUAUCACAAAAAUCCAACUAAAAGCGUACAUUAUGGUCUUACUAUCGUAUAUAGUAACUUACACAUAGCAAGCUUAGACUUAUUCGUUUAUUUAGAAAUUUUAAAAAAUAAGUUUGUCAAUCACAAUAUGGAAAAUAAUGGACUAUUGAUUCCAUUUUCAUUUAAAAUCUGAAAAUAAAAAUCAAUUUUAAAAACCCGUGAGCCUCUCAAGUCUCAACAUUAUUCUUGGACUGCUUCCUUAUUUAAAUCCCCUCAACAACGUUCUCUUUCUUCAACUUAAACCAACAACUUAAAAGAAACCAAGUCUCUCACUCUCAACCACCACAAAACACUCUUCGUUGAGACAGAGAAACAAACAAACAAAAAUGAUAAUGAGAAAAAGUCUAAGGCUGAGAAGCAUCACGUUGAUGAUGCUAAUGGCGGUUUUGGUAUGGUCUGUAACUCUAGAGACCUGCAUUGCUAGAAGAGGUAGACACUGGAGACAUAACAACCGAAGAUCCUCUGAUAUGUCUGAUUCCUUGUCAAGCAAGAAACCGAAAAGCCAUGGGAACAGUCACCACAGCUCUCACAAUAACAACAACAGUCAUCACCACAAAUCCAAACCUAAACCGAAGCCAAAGCUGCAAACACCGCCCAAAGUUGACGACAAUUAUAACUCUCCGGUAGUUUCACAACUACCAAAAGUCCAACCACCGUCUCUUCCGUCGCUAAAUGAAUCUCAGGUCUUCAAUGUGAUGGAUUUUGGUGCAAAGGGUGAUGGUAUACGUGAUGACACUAAGGCGUUUGAAGCGGCUUGGGAAGCUGCUUGCAAAGUGGAAGCAUCAAUGAUGAUCAUACCGCCAGAAUACACUUUCCUUGUUGGUCCAAUCUCAUUCUCUGGUCCUUAUUGUCAACCAAACAUUGUGUUCCAACUUGAUGGUACUAUUAUAGCUCCAACGGAUUCAAAGUCAUGGGGAAAAGGGUUGAUGUGGUGGAUUGAUUUCACAAAGCUGGUAGGAAUUAAAGUACAAGGGAAAGGUGUGAUUGAUGGAAGAGGCUCUGGUUGGUGGCAACAAGAUUACCCUUUCAUUGAUGGUGAAACCAAACUCAUCGUUCCCUUGAACAACUCUGUUAACCAAAACCCUCCAAUAAGUGAGUUUGAUUUGAAAAUGCCAAGCAUUAAACCAACGGCACUAAGAUUCUAUGGGAGUAUUGGUGUGGAAGUGUCUGGUAUAACGAUCCAAAACAGUCCUCAAUGUCACCUCAAGUUCGAUAACUGCGGUGACGUUGUGGUACAUGACAUGACCGUCUCUUCACCUGGUGAUAGUCCAAACACUGAUGGGAUUCACCUCCAGAACACCAGAGAUGUCCUCAUUCACAGCACAACACUCUCUUGUGGAGAUGAUUGCAUCUCUAUCCAAACUGGUUGCUCGAAUGUAUACAUACACACCGUGACCUGUGGACCGGGUCACGGUAUCAGCAUAGGUAGUCUCGGCAAAGACAGCACAAAAGCCUGCGUCUCAAACAUAACAGUACGAGACGUGGCCAUGCACAACACGAUGACAGGGGUCAGGAUCAAGACAUGGCAAGGAGGAGUAGGAUCAGUGAAAGGGAUACUUUUCUCAAACAUUCAACUCAACGAAGUCCAGCUUCCGAUAGUGAUAGACCAAUUCUACUGCGACCAUACCACAUGCAAGAACCAGACGUCAGCAGUUGCAGUUGAAGGAGUGACUUACGAGCGGAUCAAAGGCACUUAUACCGUGAAACCGGUUCAUUUCGCUUGCAGCGAUGACUUCCCAUGCGUAGAUGUGCAGUUAUCCGCAAUUGAGCUUAAACCGGUUCAAGAACGGUAUCAUAUGUAUGAUCCUUUUUGCUGGCAGACGUUUGGUGAGCUCAACACUCCUACUCUUCCUCCUAUUGAUUGUUUGCAGAUUGGGAAGCCGGCGAGAAACAUAGUUCAGUCUGAUCAUGAUGUGUGUUGAAAAAUGUAGAUGAAUGUAUAUCUUUUCUUAAGCCUUGUACUACCACUGCUUUAUACAAAUUAUAAAGAUGAAUACUACUAAAAUAUUAAUAUUCAUAAUAGUC
Brassica rapa (field mustard) is the source of this 5819-nucleotide messenger RNA. Its product is annotated as polygalacturonase At1g48100-like. Gene Ontology annotation, biological process: carbohydrate metabolic process. The record is from RefSeq and is a predicted model, not a curated record. NCBI's taxonomy places the organism in Eukaryota, Viridiplantae, Streptophyta, Magnoliopsida, Brassicales, Brassicaceae. Gene Ontology annotation, molecular function: polygalacturonase activity.